Molecule: messenger RNA, 2227 nt
Organism: Vollenhovia emeryi
Lineage: Eukaryota; Metazoa; Arthropoda; Insecta; Hymenoptera; Formicidae
Gene: Dnaaf3
Product: dynein assembly factor 3, axonemal homolog
Exons: 7
Coding region: 319-1638 (439 amino acids)
Biological process (GO): motile cilium assembly; axonemal dynein complex assembly
Source: RefSeq, a predicted model, not a curated record
UCUUACUCCUCUAGCCAAAUGUCUUUCUUCAUUCAUUUAAUUUCUGCCUCCAAUUAAUUUAUGCGUGUAUCUCUGUUUAGAACAGAAGGGAGACUUUACGGAAAGAAGUUUAGAAUACAUAUUUGUUACACAACAAAAUAGAAUUCAAGAACACAUUCUCUUCGCAUGUACUUAUAUAUUUAUGCAGUUGUCAUGGAAAUAACAGAUGUUGAAGCAUGCUUGGUAACAGUGAUAGAAAUCCUGAUAAUUGUACGUACAUAGACGAUUCUAUGGAAGUAUUUCGUAUAUUUCGUUAAGUUCAGCAAAUCUCGGAACAAUAUGUGGUGGGGAUGUAGUCAACCGCUAGAUUUACAAACUGAAGUGACACAAACAGAAGACCGUGUUUCAAGCGUUCUUGAAGUAUUGAUUGUAGGUUCUGGCGACGCGCGGCACAUUGUGAAGACGCUAGCUUCAUCUUACACACAUCCUGAUCAAAUUAUCACGUAUCACGUUAUCGAACCGACUUUGGAGCAAGUUGCCAGAUCGAUACUUUUAUUGAGCGUUUGCUUAGAAAAAGAUUUAGGACUGCAGGAGACGACGCGGUAUUACUUGGAGAUUUUAGGGAACACCCUUUUGAGACCGGCUACGGCUAAAUACUUGGCAAAAUGCGCCAAACAACUGAUCGAUAUUCCGACUCGGACCGUCGACUGUCCAUGGUUAUCGUUAGAAAAAUUUAAGCACAAGGAUAGAGAUAAUUUGGAAUCCAUUUUUAAAUUCUGGACGCGUGCUACAUGCGAGGGAGUUCCCAUCGUGAAUUAUUGGGAUCGCAGAGUCAGGAAGUUGUUAAAAACCAGAUAUGACUACAGAGAAGGCAUUUUUGACUGGGAUUAUUAUAUGAUCUUAAAGCCCCGAUGUACGACUAGUCUUACUAUACAAGAAUAUAGAUUUUGGAGAAAUAAUGGAGUGGCUUUUACAUGGCUCGAAGGUGAAGCAGUCAGAAGCAAUCCGACUCUGUUGAAUAAUAUCAUUCAAUGUGGGCCUGGCUUUCUACAUUACGCAUACUUGGGAGACAUCGUGAACGGUCCUUUCUUCACUUGGGCCGCUGUUGAGAAAGACGGCGACAAGCUUAGGGCAACCGAUAUUGCCGAACGUGAGACAAUGCGUGCGAUUCACGAAAUAAGAGCGAAAGAGCCGCUGUGCGAGGAUUACGUAGGUGCUCACAGGGACGCUUCAAUCUUAAAUGGCAUUAUAGUGAGCGAAAUGCCGGAUAUUGAAAUGGAAAACGAAUCGUGGACAAGCACCGAAGAGAAAUCUAAACGGGAUAAAAGGAUUUCUUGGGUGGAAGUACCAAAUCACAAAAUAAUCUUUCAUCCUGCAACGUCGCUGGAGUCUCUCAAGUCUAAGUGUGAAUACGUGAAUAGAUUCCAUCUGAUUUGGGUGGCGCACAAUAUGACAAAACAAUUAGCAAAUUUGGCACCGCUGGCAUCUACUGGUGCUCCGGUGAUUGUGGAGUUGCGUAAAAAUAUGGCAGAAUUUCGCAACGAAGCUUUGAAGAACUUUACCAAAGAAUUGAAAGAGAUCGCGCAGAAGUGUGGUCUCCGUUCGCUCUACGACUUCGAUUCUAAUAAACAUAUUUUUGCUCGGUUCUGCAAGGAUUAAGUUAUUAAAUUUUCUUAGUUGCAAGACACCGUAAUGACCGAACAUAAUAACAACUCGAAGGUCAAAAAGUUUUAAAACAAAGGAAAAUGUAAGGAUUGUACGAAUAAACGUAAACGUUUCGAUCUGACGAUUUAAUUUUAUCAGUUAAUCUAGCGCUGUACACGUACAAAUUUCUACAUUUCCAAAUCCUCGAAUAACGAAAUGUCUAAAUAGUUUCUUAGAGUUUAACAUCUUUAGAUCAUCGGAAUCCCUGGGUCUGUCGUCAUUUUGAGCGCAGAAAGUGUAACAAUACAAAUAACAGCGUGUUAGCGCGCCCGGACCUGUGAUAAUGUCGUCAGCUCGUGAAUUAUAUACCAAAGAUAAGAUACGUUAACGCUUCUAUUUUUAAAAAAUAUUUAUUUUAUGAAUAGUUCACACGUACUCGUCCAUGAUGUUCACAUUUUACUCGUGUUUCCAGAUUCGUUUUUAAGUAACUUUUGUGUCAGUAGAUCUCACACUUUUCUAUUUUAUUAAUUUGUACUGAGAAUGAUUAAUUUUCAGAUGUGUCCGUCUAAUUUAUCAUCUUAUAUGAACGAACGUAUAUGAAAUA